Dissoconium aciculare CBS 342.82 is the source of this 583-nucleotide messenger RNA. RefSeq lists its product as uncharacterized. The record is from RefSeq and is a predicted model, not a curated record. The transcript has a single exon. Bases 97 to 405 code for a protein of 102 amino acids. Lineage: Eukaryota; Fungi; Ascomycota; Dothideomycetes; Mycosphaerellales; Dissoconiaceae.
AUCAGCGCCCUGUAGCCUCCGAUAUGCGGCGAGUCACGACAAAAAUAAGGCGGCGGGAGCUCCGCGCUGUCAGCGACCGCACUGUGAAGAAGAGUCAUGUCAUGCGCAGCACGUGGGCCGCGAGGCGGUGAAUCGAUCGCAGCGGUGGUUCAGGUCUGCGUGGCUUCGAAAAGUCUCGCAUUCGUAUGGAGAGAGACGGACUGUACCGGAGCAAUAUAUCCGGGUGCGAGUGACGCAACGAUCGUGUCUCUCACCCUCCCCGCGCGCGGAAGGGAGGGAGGGGGUUUGUCCGUCACUUUUGUCUACAGCAGAGCAUGGCAUGGCACAUCGUCACAACCGGCGAGUGCUGCGUGCAUCGCCGGAGAUGGCUCGCAUCGGAUUGAAUUUCUAUUACAGCAAACGUAGGUAGGAGGUAGUUGGGCGGAGUGGGCGAUCUAGUCCUAGUCCCCGUCCGCGAAAUCUUGGAAUCUGAUUGACGAUGACGGUGCGAUGAUGGGGCGACACCACCACCCUCCGGCUGAAUCGUGGCUGUAUCGGACCCAGAUGCCCGAGCGGCGCUCAUACGGCGACAACCCGAAAACCC